Messenger RNA from Engraulis encrasicolus (European anchovy), 1080 nucleotides. Its product is annotated as green-sensitive opsin-like. Bases 1 to 1038 code for a protein of 345 amino acids. Gene Ontology annotation, biological process: cellular response to light stimulus; G protein-coupled receptor signaling pathway; visual perception. Lineage: Eukaryota; Metazoa; Chordata; Actinopteri; Clupeiformes; Engraulidae. Gene Ontology annotation, molecular function: G protein-coupled photoreceptor activity. Gene Ontology annotation, cellular component: photoreceptor outer segment; plasma membrane. The record is from RefSeq and is a predicted model, not a curated record. The transcript has 5 exons.
AUGAACGGCACAGAGGGAUCCAACUUCUACAUCCCCAUGUCCAACAGGACGGGGCUGGUCAGGAAUCCUUACGAAUAUGAGCAGUACUACCUGGCCGAUCCAUGGCAGUUCAAAGCUCUUGGUUUUUACAUGUUUCUCUUGAUCAUGGUGGGAUUUCCAAUCAACGGGAUGACACUCGCUGUGACAGUGCUUCAUAAAAAGCUUCGUCAGCCUCUCAACUUUAUUUUGGUCAACCUGGCCGUGGCUGGCAUGAUCAUGGUCUGCUUUGGCUUCACCGUCGCAUUUACUUCAUGCAUGUAUGGCUACUUUGUCUUUGGACCCCUGGGUUGUGCCAUUGAAGGUUUCAUGGCUACUCUCGGAGGCCAAGUAUCUCUGUGGUCACUCGUCGUGUUGGCUGUUGAGAGGUACAUUGUUGUCUGCAAGCCCAUUGGCAGCUUCAAGUUUGGAACCUCCCAUGCUGGAGCUGGCGUGGCAUUCACAUGGAUCAUGGCUUUGAGCUGUGCUACACCACCCCUUCUUGGCUGGUCCAGGUACAUCCCUGAGGGAAUGCAGGUCUCCUGUGGGCCUGAUUACUACACCCUGAACCCGACCUUCAAUAAUGAGUCCUAUGUCAUGUACUUGUUCUCAUGCCACUUCUUGGUCCCCGUCUCCACCAUCUUCUUCACUUAUGGAAGCCUGGUCCUCACUGUAAAAGCGGCUGCAGCUCAGCAGCAAGACUCAGCCUCCACCCAGAAGGCCGAGAAGGAAGUGACACGCAUGUGUGUCCUGAUGGUCGUCGGUUUUCUCAUCGCCUGGGUUCCCUAUGCCAGCUAUGCUGCCUGGAUUUUCUUCAACAAGGGAGCAGCUUUUUCGGCUCAGUCCAUGGCUGUUCCUGCUUUUUUCUCAAAAUCAUCAGCCUUGUUCAAUCCCUUUAUCUAUAUUCUGCUAAACAAACAAUUCCGUGGGUGCAUGAUGCAGACAGUCUUUGGCAAAGCUCCAGAAGAUGAGAUGUCAGUGUCCACAAGCAAGACAGAAGUCUCCUCGGUAUCUCCAGCUUAAGUGUCACAUUGGACCAAAUUGAUCUCCUCACUAUUGUAUUAC